Eruca vesicaria subsp. sativa (arugula) is the source of this 876-nucleotide messenger RNA. Lineage: Eukaryota; Viridiplantae; Streptophyta; Magnoliopsida; Brassicales; Brassicaceae. The record is from the annotation of a GenBank genome assembly.
AUGACUCGCUCCUCUAGAUUCCUCGGCUCAGCCACGGCGUCGCCGCCGCCACCGCCGGAAGAAAUCCUCGCCGCGGAAACCGACAUGGUCGUGAUCCUCUCAGCUCUCCUCUGCGCCCUCAUAUGCGUAGCCGGCCUCGCCGCCGUAGCUCGCUGCGCCUGGCUCCGCCGUCUCACCGGCGUCACCUCCGCCGCCGCCGGCGAAUCUCCGCCGCCGAGCAAAGGUCUCAAGAAAAAGGCCCUCCAGUCUCUUCCCAAGUCAACCUUCUCCGCCGCGGACUCGCCGAGCUCCGCCGCCGGAGACGGAGGCUCAGCCACCGAGUGCGCCAUAUGCUUGACGGAGUUUGCCGACGGAGAAGAGAUAAGGAUACUGCCGCUAUGUAGCCACGCUUUCCACGUGGCGUGCAUAGACAAAUGGUUGAGUUCUCGGUCUUCUUGUCCUUCUUGUCGGCGUGUUUUGGCUCCGGUGAAGUGUGAUCGGUGUGGACACCGUGCUUCCACGUCGGAGGCUGAGGUUAAAGAUGAACGUUCUUCAUCUUCACAGUUCAGUCCUGUCAUUAUUCCUGCUUUUCUUCCUUAGCUUUCUUUAUUUUAAAAUUUAAGCGAAAAAUUAUCGGCAUGAUUAGAGAUAAGUAAAGUAUUCAUUAACUAUGGAUUAGGGAUCUUUUAGUUUACUUUUUGUUUUUUUUUAUCCAUUCCUGUCUGUAACACUGUUCUGAAUCUCAAUCAGAUUGAGUUUCUAACUUCGAGAUGCUAAUUUAUUUCCCAUAUAAAUAACAUUUUACCGCCAAACAAAAAAUUUCCCAUAUAUACUCACAAUAAAAUAUGAUUAACUAGAGCCGGCCCGCCCUACGGGCGGGAUGUAAAAUCUAAAUAA